This is a messenger RNA of Lodderomyces orthopsilosis Co 90-125, 822 nucleotides long. RefSeq lists its product as uncharacterized. The coding region runs from base 1 to 822 and encodes 273 amino acids. The transcript has a single exon. Lineage: Eukaryota; Fungi; Ascomycota; Pichiomycetes; Serinales; Debaryomycetaceae. The record is from RefSeq and is a predicted model, not a curated record.
AUGUCAUUAGAGAUUGUUUUUCUACCACAACUGUGGUUCCGUGCAAGGAGCUCCUUUCCCAACUUGACCAAACUACUUAACAAGGGUUAUGACAAACCUCGAUUGAAGUACAAUAUUAUUCAAACACAAAGAAUUCAAAGCGACGAUUCAUUGCUUGAAAACUUAGCAGUUAAUCCAGAUGACGAAAUUGGUGUCUUUUUGUUACUAGGGGGAGAAAAGAAAUUUCAUUUACUCAAGGAACAGGGAUUUGCGAGAAAUUUCAAUGAUGAUUCAGUACAAAGUGCUUUUCAAUGCGAUAUACCGACAGAGUUUGCUUCAUAUUUCGACCUUGACAAGUUGAGCGAGGCUCCAGUGACGAUAGCUGACGCUAAAUUUGACUUCAAUGAUCAGUUUUUAAGCCGAGUCAUUGCAAGUCUUGGCUUCAGAUCGUAUUACAGGAAAUCAGCGCAAACAACUAAACCCUUCAUUUUGACUGCUUAUACCUCAUUCAUGAAGAAUGCUGCUUCAAAAUUCCUCGAUUUUGUCUUGAAUGAUCUUUUACAGGAUCCAGGGUACUUCAAUAUUCUAUCAAAUACUGGUGAUAUAAGCAAGUAUGACCGUUUGUCUAUUUAUGCUGAUUGUAUAGUGGAGCACGGAUUGGUUAACUACUAUACCACAAAAUGCCGCUUUGAAGCUACCGGUGAAAGAGUCUUGGUGCAGGUGGGUGCGCUGAUUGGCAGAGAUGUAUCUUCUGCCAGUUACAAGGCUAUCCAAGCAAGUCGCGAUUUCCAUAUCGCUUAUAUACGUAGAGAAGUGGAGCUCCUUAUAAAGCAGACGUUGUAG